Sinocyclocheilus anshuiensis is the source of this 5433-nucleotide messenger RNA. RefSeq names its product leucine-rich repeat and fibronectin type-III domain-containing protein 4-like. Gene Ontology annotation, molecular function: protein binding. NCBI's taxonomy places the organism in Eukaryota, Metazoa, Chordata, Actinopteri, Cypriniformes, Cyprinidae. The record is from RefSeq and is a predicted model, not a curated record. Bases 1295 to 4249 code for a protein of 984 amino acids. The transcript has 5 exons.
CUCCCUCACUCUCUCUCUCCAGUAUCAGUGUGUGUAGUCAACACUCGCUCCUUAGUCGCUCGCGCAAACAUCUCAGCUGCUUGUGAAAGAAGAAAAAAAUGAGUAGAAACCCGAGAAAAUCUGAACUACAGUAGAAGCAAAUGAGAGAAGUAUGCAGGGGCACUGCUAAAAAUAUCUAGCAGUACAAAAGAUCUAUCAUUUUUCCUCUCACGUUCGCUCUAAUUUUUCUUUUUCUGUUCUGUUGUUCCCCGGAUACCUGACCGACAGGAUUAAAAAUGACUUAAAUUUCAAUCAGCUGUGGCAGGAGAGAAAGAAAGAGGGAUGAAAAAAGAGGAGUUUGUCCUCUGAAGAGAUUCAGUGGCACACAGCUGGUGAGAACGAGGGAGUGUUAGACGGAGAGAGAGAGAGAUCAAGAGAGGGAGGGAAGAGGACUGGAGUCCGAAAGAGAGAGAAAGAGGGUCUUGUUUCGCUUUUGAGGAAGCCAGGAGUCGGAUCGCCGUUUCCUGCAGGACUACUCGACUGGAAAUGCUGGAAAAGCAGUCAUCCCUCCUUUCCAUCAUCCCGUUUUUCUCUGUGCUUGAGACGUUGUUUUGCUGUGAGACACAAAGGCCUCAGAACUGGCAGCUCACUGGAUUUCGACACUGAAAGACGAAUGGAACAAACAACUGACGAGGCGAGUGCAUGAAAACAACAAUCAGAGCAAUUUGGAGGAGAACACAAACAAGGUGCACAUCUGGAAUAAGGAAUAAACAGACUGACAUAAUGAGAGAGAGUGAGAUGAGAAGGUGUUAAAGGGGAAAAUGAGCACAUGAACAUGGCAGGUGGAUGAAAAGGAGCAGGAAUAUAAGGUGAGAGGAAGAUAAAAACAGCAGGAUCCUGGAAAAUAGAGGGAAAAACAGCUGGAAAGAGUCAAAGGUGGAAGAAUAUGGUGAGAAUCUUAAAAUGCCAUCAGUGGAAAUGUGAAAUUGCUGGUAGGCCCCAAGGCCAAAAUGUUUCAUAGCAGGAACAUUUUAACAAGGGAAGAGCAUAUCCAAGUGCAUAUCCCAGAUACGAGUAGAAUUGAGAGUCUGACUCAAGUUAAAUCCUCAUGUUUGAAGUGUGCGCAUGGACACAGGAUAAACUCAUAAGCACACACGGACGCUCCUCUACCUUGACAAGGGAUAAACACCUCAGUCUGGAUUAAAACGCACCUCAGAAACUGAAACACAUGCAGAUAAACACCUGGAAAUGAGCAGCUAAUUGACCUGGGAUCAACACAGACAAAAAAGGUCUGUGGAUCACUCCCCUAUCUACCAUGCAAGACUCCCCACCCCUUCAGCCAUUCAGAAAACCACAUCUGUCCCACAUUUUAUGCCAUCCUCACAGGAACACACACUCCCCCUCAUUGCCCUCUCAUCCAUCCAUUCAUCUGAAACAAAAUACCCUCAAACCCUCUGAAGCAUUUCAUCAACCCUCUCCACCGCUCUGGCCAAAGUUCACCAGCAGAUACUCACCCCCAGACACAUGCUCACCAACACUACCACUGCAAUUACUGCACUGGCUGGCACUGGUCACUUGUGCAUGCUUGCUGCCCGCUCUUUUCAGUCAGAUUCCAGGAGCUGUAGCUGGUGAGACGUGGGGUGUAGUGUCGGCGUGCCCCUUCCAUUGCAUCUGCAGGAAUCUCUCAGAAUCUCUAAGCACACUUUGUGCUGACAAAGGUCUUCUUUUUGUCCCGCCAAACAUUGACCGCCGAACUGUUGAGCUUCGCCUGGCAGAUAACUUCAUUCGAGAAGUGGGAGGAGGUGACUUUGCCAACAUGACGGGACUGGUGGAUUUGACAUUAUCCCGGAAUACCAUCAGUCACAUCCGGCCACUGGCAUUUGCAGAUCUGGAAAGUCUUCGUUCAUUGCACUUAGAUGGCAACCGACUCUCAGAGCUGGGCCCACGAGAUUUAGUAGGCAUGCUAAACCUGCAGCAUCUCAUUCUCAACAACAACCAACUCAUCAAUAUCUCCUCUGAGGCCUUUGAUGACUUUUUACUCACUCUAGAGGAUUUGGACUUAUCCUAUAACAAUCUGCGCAAGGCUCCCUGGGAUGCCAUUCAGAGUAUGGCUAGUCUGCACACUUUGAACCUAGAUCACAAUCUCAUUGACCAGAUUGCUGAGGGAUCUUUUAGUGAGCUCUACAAACUAGCCCGAUUGGACAUGACCUCCAAUCGCCUACAGACUUUACCACCCGAUCCAUUGUUCGCUCGCUCCCAGACGGGGGUCAUCAGCCCGACACCCUACAAUGCCAUAAUCAACUUAAAUUUUGGGGGUAACCCGUUACACUGCAACUGUGAACUGCUUUGGUUGAGGAGGCUGAUCCGCAGUGAUGAUAUGGAAACUUGUUCUACACCCCUUCAUUUAGCGGGACGUUAUUUCUGGUCUAUCCCUGAGGAGGAAUUUGCAUGUGAACCUCCGCUUAUUACCCGACAUACACACAAACUCUGGGUUUUGGAGGGUCAAAGGGCAACUCUCAAAUGUCGUGCUAUUGGUGAUCCAGAGCCAGUGGUGCACUGGGUCUCACCAGAUGACCGCAUCAUUGGCAAUUCCAGUCGUACCACAUCUUUCCGAAAUGGCACUCUUGAGCUACAUGUGACUAUUGCUCGUGAUGAUGGUACAUACACUUGCAUUGCUAUCAAUGCUGCAGGUGAAGCCACCUCACUUGUUGACCUGAAGGUUAUUCCCCUCCCUCAUCGUGGAAAUGGAACGGUAUUGUUAGCUCGUGACCCAGGAUCAUCGGACAUCACCAGAGAGAAGACUUCCAGUGGGCAAAGCCCUGGUCUGGACAGUAACAGUGACCCUCAGGAGGGACGGGAGGAGGGUCAGGCAGAGAGUGAGGAUGUGGUUAGCGAAGGGGUUGAGGAGCAGAUGGUGGGAGUACAAGGAGUGACCUCUACCUCAGCACAAGUGCAGUGGGAUAAGGGUCAACUGAUGGGAGCCAGCCUGGUGUGGAUGUAUCAAAUACAGUAUAACUGUACUGCUGAUGAGACACUAAUUUACAGAAUUCUGCCCCCCACGACUGACAGCUUUCUACUGAAAAACCUGGUCUCUGGCUCAGACUACAAUUUGUGCGUGCUAGCCAUUUUUGAUGACACAGUCACUUCCAUGGCCGCUACAAAGGUCCUUGGUUGCACCCAGUUUAGCACCAAGGACAAUUACCCAGACUGCCGUUCGCUUCAAGCCCACUUCCUUGGCGGGACUCUUACAAUUCUGGUUGGUGGAGUUGUUGUGGUAACGCUGUUAGUGUUUACCGUGGCACUGAUGGUACGUCACCGUGUGUGCAGCAACCAUGACAAUCAUCAUGAAAUAGGCGAGGAGCUAGGCUGCUCAGGGACAGACUCCCCACCUCUUCCUGCCAAGGGAGUCGAUGUCUUUUCUCAGAGUAAUGGAAAUGGGAAUGUGAUGAUGGUGGUGCUGCCCAAGGGGCUUGUUCAAAAACGAAAAGUGGCAGAGAGAGGGUUGGGGUCACCGCCCAAACCAACUUCCAAAGUGAAACCAAAAACCCUCCCAAAGCCCAAGGUAAAUCUGGAACAGUUCAGGGCAGGACUAGAAGUCGAGAUGGGUCCUGUCAGGCCUCUUCCUCCAUACACGCUGGAGAAAGAGCAAAUGUCUUUGUAUUAUACCCCCAGUAAUCAUUCCCCCUCCACACUGCCACGUCCGUCACGGCAAUUAGGAGCAAAACCGCUCAAACUGCGUCCUACCAAUGUGGACACAAGUAAACAGGCCAGUUUAAGCUUGGCUCCGCCCCCUACGUACAGUCAUGACAGGCGGUUCAGCACAGGAGGGGGCGUUGUAGUCCGUCGGGGAGGACCAGAGAGCCAGUGGAAUUCCUCACUGGCCUAUCAGAGCCCUGUGUUGUCCCAUGAGAGUCCUCCUCACAGCGCCCUGCGCUACAAGAGAAGCUCAUCGUUCGAUAUGGGUGAAAUCGCCACAACAGCCUGCUACAGUUAUGCCAAGAGAUUUAGCGUAAUCUGGACCAAACGGAGCCAGUCGUUACAUGGCAUGCUUGUCCAGUGCACUUCAGCAACAAGCACCUCAACAACCAGCAGCGGCAGUGACGAUUUCCACAUGCAGCAUGCACGCGGAUACAUCCGUGCCUACAACACCACCAACUCAAAUUCCAACCAUCCGAAAGUGGAGGUUACAACAAAUUCAAAGAACCAGUGGCUGAAGGAUAAAGAAAAGGACAAAGAAAAGGCAGAAGAACUUGAGGAGAGUGUGGUGUAGUGAAAGAGAAAACAGAUAAGACACGCAAGUAGAUAAAUGAAGAGACAGGCUGUUAGGACCAAAAGAUUGAUGCAGAAGGAGAAACCAGUUUAAAAGAGAGCCGUAAAUGUGGUAAAGUUACUGUAUAAGUGGGGCUAAACCAUAGGGGGUAAAAAAAAAUUAACAACAGCUGGUUUGGUGGUCUUAGCUGCUCUCUGGUUUGGGAAUGGUGAUCUGGUUUGCUGGUUUUAGAGGGGUUUGGGGUACUUGCCAGCUGGGCAGCCUGUGACACCAGCAAAACCAGCUGAAGACCAGCUUGACCAGGCUGAGAGACCAGUUAAGCCAGAUAAGUCAUAGGAUGGUUUUAGACUGGCUCUUCAGAAGGAAAGUUGUUGAAGAUCUCAUAUAAUAUUGAUGGAUCAUUCCAGAAAUAAAAAAAAGCAGCAAGGGUAUAGACAGCAGAUAUAAAAGUCAAGACUCCUAAAAAAAACAUACAAACAGUCUGGUUUGUCAGUGAAUUUUGGAGAACCACAAACUAUAUUUAUUUUUAAAAAGCAGUCGAUGUGAAAAAAAAAAAGACUAAAUGUAAGCAGGCCCACAGAAACAGUGAUUUCUAACUCAAGUGAACCUUGGGGAAAUAUGAUGGUUCAUUUUGCUGUGGCCACGUGCAUUACAGGAACAAGGCCAGCAAGUGGACAUGCCGAUUCAUGCACAAUCGAUCGGAGGAGAUCAAUUAAUAACUGCAACAAUGGUAUUACAGCAAAUGUGGAAUGUAGAGGAUGCAAACUGCAAGGAAAGUGAAAGUGUACAAAUUGAAAAAUGGUGGCAUGAUUUGGAACACGUUUAAAGCAUAAAUGGGUAUUGACUGACAAUUGAUAUUUUGUGCGUGAGCCUGUAUGUGUGUAUGUGUUUGUAAGUGUGUAGGUGAGUGGGUGGAUUAAUGCACACAAAAGUAAUUUUAUGACACCACUAGAUCUACUCUAUCAUCUGACCACCACUAUCCAGUACAGGAAUGUGUUCUGUGACAAUUGCGUUGGCGGCAAGGAUGCUGGACUAUUACAGAAAAAAAAAAAUCAUUUAAAAAAUGCCAUUCCAAAACCACAGAAUCAAUGAAUAAAUUCUGUUUUAAAAUGUUUUGUUUGGAGAAAUGGAUGAAAAGGACAAUAAUGAGCUGUUUUGCCAGAAAUUGUUAUUUUUGUUUUUCA